UGCCAAACUUAAGAGCCUCAGGGGCCCUUUAGAAAUAUAAUAAUAAUAUAAAUUUAUUCUCUCUCUCUCUCUCUCUCUCGAAAUAAUCUCUCUCAAAAAAUGGCUACAUCGUCUAAAAAAUCAAGCGGACCGGUGUUACCAAUAGCGUCUGCGUUCCGGCGAUCGAUCUCUCCGUCUGGUCGGUUCUGCAAUUCGGCGAUGGGGAUUUCAGACGUAUCGUCGUUCGCCUCAUCAUCCUCGUCGUCGUUUACGUAUACUUCGAAUUCAUCGAGUGGUUUCUUCCAGAAUCACAGGUCAUCAUCUCCGACGCGCGUGAACCUUCACGCUAUGUCUUCUUCAUCUCCGACGCCGUCGGUAAGGUUCUCCAUCAACAGAUCUGACUCGCCGCGACGUUCCAUGGCGGUAUCGCCACAAAAUCAGGUGGUACGAAAGCGCGAUGGUAACAGUAUGUCGCUGCAGAAGAGGACUUGCUUGUGCUCGCCUACUACCCAUCCCGGAUCGUUCAGGUGCGCUUUGCAUAAGAAUAAUUUUGGUAGCAAUAGUGGGAAUAAUCAUUCUAUAUCAUACUCGCCCAAUCGGUUGAACGCUCGGAGAUCGGCGAUGACGAAUUCUCUUGUGCGGAUCGGAACGGUUGAAGGCGAUUUGGUUAAGCGAGCUUUGGCGGCUCUGAUUCGGCCGUCGUCUCAUCAGCAGCGCCGCCGAGUCGAUUUCCAGCCUCGUCCUAGCCGUUUGUCUAUCAUGUCUAAAGCCGAGGAUCUGAGAGAGGUCUAGUUCUGUGGGUUACAGGUUGGUUCUAUUGAUACGGUUUAGAAAAGAAGUUUACUCUUCAGUGAUUUCCAGCGAAAGGGCUUUGGCCAGAUCUCG
This is a messenger RNA of Olea europaea var. sylvestris, 864 nucleotides long. RefSeq names its product putative protein TPRXL. The transcript has a single exon. Lineage: Eukaryota; Viridiplantae; Streptophyta; Magnoliopsida; Lamiales; Oleaceae. Bases 100 to 771 code for a protein of 223 amino acids. The record is from RefSeq and is a predicted model, not a curated record.